Molecule: messenger RNA, 1829 nt
Organism: Hippocampus zosterae (dwarf seahorse)
Lineage: Eukaryota; Metazoa; Chordata; Actinopteri; Syngnathiformes; Syngnathidae
Gene: tmed7
Product: transmembrane p24 trafficking protein 7
Exons: 4
Coding region: 178-822 (214 amino acids)
Biological process (GO): endoplasmic reticulum to Golgi vesicle-mediated transport; intracellular protein transport; Golgi organization
Cellular component (GO): endoplasmic reticulum-Golgi intermediate compartment; endoplasmic reticulum; Golgi apparatus
Source: RefSeq, a predicted model, not a curated record
CCCAUAUGUAUUUCUGACCAAUGAGAGAGAGGUAGAGGCGGGCUUUUAGUAAACGCAAGCCAAUAGGCAUGUCCGGGUUGUAAUAACGUUUCAUAGAAUUAGUCGCAUCCGGGUGAGACACCAGAGGCCCCUCGCCCAUUUUCCUAUUUGACUUGGGUUCUAGCCCUUUAAAAGACAAUGUACAGCUCGUUGCAAGUGAUGUUACAGGUGGCGUGGGCCCAGCUCCUCCUGUGCGGCUGGGCGCUGGGCACCGAGCUCACGUUCGAGCUGCCCGACAACGCUAAACAGUGCUUCUACGAGGACAUCACCACUGGAACAAAGUGUACGCUGGAAUUCCAGGUUGUGACUGGCGGCCAUUAUGACGUGGACUGCCGCCUGGAAGAUCCGGAAGGCACAACGCUCUUCAAGGAGAUAAAGAAGCAGUACGACAGCUUCACCUUCACCGCUGCCAAGGACGGUGCAUACAAGUUCUGCUUCAGCAACGAGUUCUCUACGUUCACCCACAAGACGGUCUACUUCGACUUUCAGGUCGGAGAUGACCCACCACUCUUCCCCAACGAGAACAGGGCCACCGCCCUCACGCAUUUGGAGUCAGCCUGUGUGUCCAUUCACGAGGCACUCAAGUCCAUCAUCGACUACCAGACGCACUUCCGCUUGCGCGAGGCGCAGGGACGUAGCCGCGCAGAGGAUUUGAACAUGCGUGUGGCCUUUUGGUCCAUCGGCGAGGCCUUGGUCCUGCUGGUGGUCAGCAUCAGCCAGGUGGUCCUGCUCCGAAGCUUCUUUUCCGAUAAGAAGACCACCUGCACCCGCGUUGGAUCGUAACCGCCUGUUGUCUUUUUUUUUGGCUUGUCUUCAUACAGCGGCUUAGAACAGCAAAGAGAUUUGGAUCAUUUCACACAUUUGUUCAGAUGCUGUUUAAAGAUGCUGUAUGCAAAUAAGUCUUCUUAAUAGAGAUUUGAGUGGUGGACGUACACAAAAAUGAUUGUGCUUUUAAAAUCUACUACUGAACACUGGUGGCAAAAGUAUGCCCCUUCAGUAUUUGAAAUCAUUCGUUUUUUGUGUGUGUGUUCCUCUUUUAACGUUGUCCUCUGUUUCUGAUUUAUAAGUCGCUUUCAGUUAAACUACCUGGGGAAUUUAAGAAAAAAAGGGAGGGUUCAGGUCAUGCCAGCUGCACUCGCACAUAUGGACGUCCGAUCCCCAAAUACUUUCUCUUUCUCAAAGGCUGUAAAAGUACCGGUAGUAAUCUGUAAAUCUUAAUGCAACGCAAAGUAGAAAUCACAGCGUCAAAUUGCUCUACAGCUUGUGUUGGAAUUUAGUCGCAUGUGAUUCCAGUACUUUUGUGACGAUUUGUGUUACUGUUACAUAGUCUGCCUUUGCUGUUCACAAAUAUAAACUGCUUUAAAGCUUCAGCUGAACAGUUCAGUCACAAUUGUGGUAAUAUUUUCAGCAGAAAAUGACUUAUAAUGAUGCUCCCAACAUCCCAAGUUGGUUUAUAAUGCAUUUUAAAACGGCUCAUGUGUGCCUGUACAAUGAAUUUUGAAGUCCAUUGCAUUUUUGUUUUUUAAAUCCAGUCUAGUCAAAAUCAGAUGAUUUGCAAACUACCGAUAAUGCAUUUAUUUCAAACCGAUGAUCAAACUUAGUAGUUAGUCGUCUUUAUGAUGCAGUCCUGCAAAGCUAACCUUUCCUUGUGAUUUCAUAAACUUCCUGUUUCAUGUCGGUUUUACAUUUUUUUUCCUCUCUUUUAAAUAAUGAAAACAUUAUGUUCCGUGGGCACUCUGGGGACGUGUUAAGUUAUUCGAAUGACUGAAUAAACGCUCAGUUUAAGUGUA